CUGGCACGGUGACCCCAGGCGCGGCUGGCCGAUGAUCUGACCAACAUGGCGGCCGGCGGGACCUCCAGGAAGGACAGGCUGCCCAACCCCUUGUCGGGGCUGUCCCUGGUGGAGGUGAGGAUGGUUCAAGAUCAGUGGGAGGAAGUCAGCAAGAACAGGACUGCCCUCGGCGUCGAAGUCUUCGUCACGCUGUUCUCCCAGCACCCAGACUACAAAAAGCUGUUCCCCAAACUGGCCAAGAAGACCCUGGAGCAGCUGCGAACCAGCAAAAAGGUGGUCGAGCACGGCACCAUGGUCAUGGAAGCCAUCUCCGACAUGGUGAAGCAGCUCCAGAAGCCUGACGCCGUCCUCAGGUUACUGCGCGACAAGGGACGCAUGCACGUCAAGUCCAACGUCACCGCGGAACACUUCCUGAACCUGAGGAGAGUGGUGAUGGAUGUUCUGGAGCAGCGUCUGAAGGAAAAGAUGGACGACAAAUCAACGGCGGCGUGGAGCAAGACCUUGGACUUCGUGUUCUCAGGGCUUAUCGUCGGAGUGGAAGAAGGAAUGAAAAAAUCGAAGUGACCUUCAGCGAUUGAAUCAGGGAAAAAAAAACAAUACACGAUCUAAACCUUGGAUACCGCAAUUUUGGGCUUACAACUCUUUAGUCAUCUGGAAAUAGACAAAGAUAUCAUACAUCAUAUUAAUGUUUCACAUUUUUACUUAUCUACUAUAAAUCUUUAUUUUAGAACACUUUAUUUGGGGCAUUUAUUCAUCGUGAAAAUUAAAUUAUGAUUCUCGCACUAUCGGUUUUCUUACUCGUGAUUGGCGGCAGUCUGCAAGCGAAGCCAUUGCCUUAUUUUGGCCCGGACCAAUCAGGACGCGUUUGCUUCCGAGCCAUACCGGCUGCGAUUGGUGUGUGAGAGGAACUCGACCAAUCACAGAACGCAGACAAUGCUACAGUGAUUGAGCACAGAGGUAGUCUCUAAAUCUAUUCGCAGAAUAUUAAUGUCUCUACUUGUUAUUUCUAAAAGCGAUUUCGAAGGUCAAGUGUAUCUUAGUAUUAUGAUUGUAUAAAAUAUACAAUAUAUAAUACACUUAUGUGUAAUACAAUAAAAUGAUUCACUUCACCCGCACAACGCUGGGCACUUCAACAAGUUUCAUUUUUUCUGGAUAAAAGAGAUACGGCAGAAUUUAGGUUUUUCCCCCCUAACAAUUGGGUUUGAAAAAAGAAUAUAAUGACAUCUCCGACAGUAGGAAUAAAUAAUAAAAACAAAAGAUUAUCUGAAUAUAAGUAGGCCUAUAUGCAGAAUACAGGACAGUAUUCUUAAGACAUGGCUUCUUGAUUGUACGAACGGUUGUGUGACAUUGACCAUGAGAGACAAAUAUUUUGUCAAUUAUGUACACCCGGAAAUUUCACGGAUUCGUUUGGUACUAGGUUAAAAUUCAUAAUCUACCCAUGUAUGCUUUCCCCACUGGCUGAUUUAUUACUGUAUAUAUAUAAACCUCCUCUUGUUAGUAGUGGGCCGAUGUUGUUUGGUAACUAUUGCUAGCGAGGGGGGUGUCCAAACAUUUGUGAACUGAUUAUCGAACCAAUGUAAAUUAAUACAUGUCUGCAGUAUACCUUGCGACCAAAGUGAUCCCCGAAAUUUUCCGGGUCUCUUGUCAUGGAGAUGAUGCAGCAAUUUUUAUAUUUAUUUCUUCUGAAAAAUAGUCUACAGUUUUUUUAAUGUAUAGGAAAUUACUAAUAAAACUAAAGCUACGUUAAAUGAUAAUUUUUCUCACUUCAAAUAUAAAUGACCUUAAGUUAUCUACAAUAAAUGCUAGUCAAUAGUAAAAACAAAAGACAAACAACUAGAAAACACGAAAUUUCGCGGAUUCGUUUGGCGUCAGGGUGGAAUUAAAAAUCCUAAGUAUGUUUAACCCAUGUUUUUUUUUCAUUCUCUGAAAGAAUCUUUAUGUUCUUGUUAGUUGGCACUACUUGUUUCGCUCGCUUCUCUCCCGGCUGGGCAUAGUUGGCUCGCGGUCGCAGAGGGGCGUGUCCGAAUAACUGCGGUCCAAUCAGGAACACAGGACAAGAGUAUGAAGAUUUGCAUUCUAACCUGCGACCAAACGAAUGCGCGAAAUUUCCGUAUCGAUAGAGACCGGAAAAAUUCGCGGGUUCAUUUCGUGAUAUGCUAAAAUUCAAAUAAUUAUACAGUUGUGCUGCUUCUGCUAUUGGUUCACUGUUAAUAUGUAGGACUCUUGGCCAAUUAGAGACCGUCAAUCAAAGAAGUAUCCAAUCACAAGUUACCCACUUGAGACGCCUCAAAAUUCAGCACCCAAUGAACAGGCGCCGUUUGCCCAAGUACCUAGUUAGAGUAUCAUGGAGUCUAUCCUGAAGGUCAUUGAACUCGCGAAAUUUUCCAGUCUCCACGUAUCGAUACACAUAACCGACAUGUGGGAUACAUGUUUGAAA
Messenger RNA from Bacillus rossius redtenbacheri, 2437 nucleotides. Its product is annotated as globin C, coelomic-like. Gene Ontology annotation, molecular function: heme binding; oxygen binding; oxygen carrier activity. Gene Ontology annotation, cellular component: hemoglobin complex; extracellular region. Lineage: Eukaryota; Metazoa; Arthropoda; Insecta; Phasmatodea; Bacillidae. The record is from RefSeq and is a predicted model, not a curated record. The coding region runs from base 46 to 564 and encodes 172 amino acids. Gene Ontology annotation, biological process: response to hypoxia; oxygen transport. The transcript is spliced from 3 exons.